Messenger RNA from Pongo pygmaeus (Bornean orangutan), 3827 nucleotides. RefSeq names its product aminolevulinate dehydratase (gene ALAD). The transcript is spliced from 12 exons. NCBI's taxonomy places the organism in Eukaryota, Metazoa, Chordata, Mammalia, Primates, Hominidae. Gene Ontology annotation, biological process: heme biosynthetic process. The record is from RefSeq and is a predicted model, not a curated record. Gene Ontology annotation, molecular function: porphobilinogen synthase activity; zinc ion binding. Gene Ontology annotation, cellular component: cytosol. Bases 294 to 1373 code for a protein of 359 amino acids.
GCGUGGCCUGGGCUGUGGAGGGGAGGGCCGUGGGGAAGCUGCUUCCGGGUGAGCACCCCCGCUCUUACGCGGUCUCUGGGAGACCGGAGCGGGAGACAGCGGUGACAGGAGCAGCGGCCGGGAGCCCUUAGGGAGGCAGACAGAGCCUGCAGCCAACGCCCCAGGAGCCCUCGGUUCCAACCAACUGAUGCCCCUGUGCCCACUGGCCCACACCAUGCAGCCCCAGUCCGUUCUGCACAGCGGCUACUUCCACCCACUGCUUCGGGCCUGGCAGACAGCCACCACCACCCUCAAUGCCUCCAACCUCAUCUACCCCAUCUUUGUCACGCCCUGGGCUUGGCCAGGCAGGGAAGCCAGACACUGGAUCCCAUCCUCCUCCCACCAUCUCCACUUCCAUAUUUCUUCCCUGCUUCCCAACCAUCCCUCUCAGUCGCCCCCUCACCACCGGCCCUUCCCACAGCCACCAAUCCAUAUCCCACCCCCGCUCUUGCAGGGAUGUUCCUGAUGACAUACAGCCUAUCGCCAGCCUCCCAGGAGUGGCCAGGUAUGGUGUGAACCGGCUGGAAGAGAUGCUGAGGCCGUUGGUGGAAGAGGGCCUACGCUGUGUCUUGAUCUUUGGCGUCCCCAGCAGAGUUCCCAAGGAUGAGCGGGGUUCCGCAGCUGACUCCGAGGAGUCCCCAGCUAUUGAGGCAAUCCAUCUGUUGAGGAAGACCUUCCCCAACCUCCUGGUGGCCUGUGACGUCUGCCUGUGUCCCUACACCUCCCAUGGUCACUGCGGGCUCCUGAGUGAAAAUGGAGCGUUCCAGGCUGAGGAGAGCCGCCAGCGGCUGGCUGAGGUGGCACUGGCGUAUGCCAAGGCAGGAUGUCAGGUGGUAGCCCCGUCGGACAUGAUGGAUGGACGCGUGGAAGCCAUCAAAGAGACCCUGAUGGCACAUGGACUUGGCAACAGGGUAUCAGUGAUGAGCUACAGUGCCAAGUUUGCUUCCUGUUUCUAUGGCCCUUUCCGGGAUGCGGCUAAGUCAAGCCCAGCUUUUGGGGACCGCCGCUGCUACCAGCUGCCCCCUGGAGCACGAGGCCUGGCUCUCCGAGCUGUGGACCGGGAUGUACGGGAAGGAGCUGACAUGCUCAUGGUGAAGCCGGGAAUGCCCUACCUGGACAUCGUGCGGGAGGUAAAGGACAAGCACCCCGACCUCCCUCUCGCCGUGUACCACGUCUCUGGAGAGUUUGCCAUGCUGUGGCACGGAGCCCAGGCCGGGGCAUUUGAUCUCAAGGCUGCCGUACUGGAGGCCAUGACUGCCUUCCGCAGAGCAGGUGCUGACAUCAUCAUCACCUACUACACACCGCAGCUGCUGCAGUGGCUGAAGGAGGAAUGAUGGAGACAGUGCCAGGCCCGAGAACUAGAACUUUAAAAUGUUCCUGGGGCCUCAGAGAAGUGAAAACCAAAGUAAAUGCUGCUUUUAGAACUGUGCCCUCAUGCCCUCUUCCUGCUCACAUGCUAGCAGGGCCCAGCAGCCCUGGGUGGUUUUGCCAGCAUGCUAACUCUUGUAACUCGCAGCUGCAUCCUAUGAGCUCUCCCAAGCUUCCCUGCCCCUCCCCUGGGUCAACCGUGAGGCUCACCUUUGCCACCCUCAGCUCUUUCCUCUGGUGUGGCUUCAGCUUGAAAGCAACGUGGAGUUGGGGGCACAGCCUUUGGGGCCUGGCUGGGAGAGGGUCUUGGAGCAUUAGGGGAAGAAGAGAGCAGUGGGAUCUUGGGGCCUGAGAAGCCUUGGAACUCUUCUGGCAGCAGAGCUGGGUGUGGGAAUGAGGCCUAGAUCGAUAUCCCUGGGUUAGAGUUGAAAUUUGCUGCAAUUCCACUGGAAGGCAUUUCCCACGAGGCCAGAGGUUGCCAGGCUGCCUGAGGUCUCCUGUUCUACUCUGAACCGUAAACCCGGAGAAGAAUUACUCAUCAACCAGCAGAAAUACUGCCUGAGGAUCAAAACUCAGAGGCAAAGAGGGAGUUCCUGACUGCUGGAGAUGCCACCACCAGAAACACUUUUUUUUUUUUUUUUAAUUAUACUUUAAGUUUUAGGGUACAUAUGCACAAUGUGCAGGUUAGUUACAUACGUAUACAUGUGCCAUGCUGGUGUGCUGCACCCAUCAACUCAGAAAUAACGCCACAUAUCUACAACUAUCUGAUCUUUGACAAACCUGAGAAAAACAAGCAAUGGGGAAAGGAUUCCCUAUUUAAUAAAUGGUGCUGGGAAAACUGGCUAGCCAUAUGUAGAAAGUUGAAACUGGAUCCCUUCCUUACACCUUAUACAAAAAUUAAUUCAAGAUGGAUUAAAGACUUAAACGUUAGACCUAAAACCAUAAAAACCCUAGAAGAAAAUCUAGGCAUUACCAUUCAGGACAUAGGCAUGGGCAAGGACUUCAUGUCUAAAACACCAAAAGCAAUGGCAACAAAAGCCAGAAUUGACAAAUGGGAUCUAAUUAAACUAAAGAGCUUCUGCACAGCAAAAGAAACACUUUUUAUUCAAGGAUACUUUUAGAGAAUCUCUGCUCUGUUCCUAGGUUCAAUGCUGGGUCCUGGGAAUACAGCAGGACAGACCUCAGCUUGUCUCUUCGUAGAAAUUAUACAAAGAGAAUAGGGGAGACAGCUAAGAAGAAAACAAAGAAAUAAAGCAGUUACAAAUUGUGAUAAGUGCUUUGAAGGAAAGAAGGGGUCUGAGACAAAGAACAACAGGGAAGGGGCCUCUCUUGAAACGGUAGUUGGGAAGGAGGCAGACACACCAGUGAUGUGGUGACAGGUGCUGUGAAGGAGGUCACCAGGACCUGACCUGCUUUGAAGGAGGUCACCAGGACCUGACCUGCUUUGAAGGAUCAGAAAAUACUUCCCUGAAGGACUGACAUUUGAGCCUAGACCUGAAGGGUGAGCCAUGAAGCUAAGACAAUUGGGGAAGAGCAUUCCAGGGAGAGGGAGGAGUUGUGCAAAGGCCCUGGGGCUCCUUCUAGCUGGAGGAAUGCAAGGCUAGCUUGUCUGGAGCAUUGAGAGGAUGGCCUGAACUGAGUGGAGAGAGACAGACCAGGACCAAACUAUGCAGAGGUCAAGGGCCACAUUUACCUUUUCAGAAUGACUCAAUCAAAUUUGCAGUUUGUAAAAGUAUUUUAACAGCUCUGUGGCAAAGUGCAAAUGAAAAGUCUUGAUGGCAUGGACUGGAGUGGGGACAGUGGGGAUGGAGAAAGGGGAAUGGAUUGUGGAUGUGUUUAGAAGGUAGAUUAGAUGUGAAGGAUGAAUCUGGCUUGAACUUCUGGGUGGCUGAUGGGCCAUUUACUGAGAUGGGACAGCCUGGAAGAGGAACACAAGCAGGGUCAGGGUGGAGGGGGAAUACUAAACUUAGCUUGAGACAUUUUGCAAUGAGGAAGCUAUAUCUAGAGAGUUUAUGUGACUCACCUAAGGCCACUCAACAAGUUUUGGCAGAACUGGGUUAGAACCACACAGAAAACAGCCAAGCUGGGAUUUGAACCCAUGUAGUCCAGCUCUAAGGCCUCUGCCCCAACCACUGUGCCAUACCACCUCCCAAUAAUCAGCAGCAAAAUUAUAGGUCUAACAAUGUUUUACAGAUACCCCUCCAUUUAUGUGAUGGGUUUGCAUCCUGAUAAACCCAUCAUAAGUUGAAAAUAUGAUCAUAAGUCAAAAAUGUAUUUAAUAUACCUAACCUACCAAACAUCAUAGCUUAGCCUAGCCUGCCUUAAACAUGCUCGGAACACUUACAUUAGCCUACAGUGGGCAAAACUAUCCAACACAAAAUCUAUAUUGUAAUAAAGUUUUAAAGAAUUUUGAAUCAAAA